Messenger RNA from Octodon degus (degu), 2545 nucleotides. RefSeq names its product PML-RARA regulated adaptor molecule 1 (gene Pram1). The record is from RefSeq and is a predicted model, not a curated record. Gene Ontology annotation, biological process: T cell receptor signaling pathway; protein localization to plasma membrane; integrin-mediated signaling pathway. The transcript has 10 exons. NCBI's taxonomy places the organism in Eukaryota, Metazoa, Chordata, Mammalia, Rodentia, Octodontidae. Gene Ontology annotation, molecular function: protein binding. The coding region runs from base 81 to 1901 and encodes 606 amino acids. Gene Ontology annotation, cellular component: plasma membrane.
CAGUGACUUCCUGAAGGCAACACACACACACAGGCUGCAAGGGGCCCACUCCGCCUGUGGCCUGUCACCUGUCUGCAGCCAUGGACAGCCAGUCGGACUUCCGGAGCCUCCAGGCCAAGUUCCAGGCCUCUCUGCCAGAACCCAGCAACCUCCCCAAAAAGCCCCCAAAGCCAGAGGCCAACAGGCUUCUGAAGAAGUUACCGCAGCACGAGCCGAGUGCACAGCCCAAGCAGCCACCACAGCCCCAGCCUGCCAGUCUCCCCAAGAAGCUGCCCCAGCCUGAGUUUGCCAGUUUCUCACCAAAACCAUCCAAAUCCGAGUUCAGUGAUCUCUCCAAGAAGCAUCCUCAGCCUGAGGCCACUCUGUUUCCCAGGAAACCCCUGAAGCCUGAGGCCACCCAAGCGUCUCAGUCUGCCUCACAGCGGGACCUCCAGCCUCCGUCAGAGCCCAAACCCAGUGCAUUCCCCAAGAAGCCCCCACAGCCCGAGUUCAGUGCAUACCCCAGGAAGCCCCCACAGCUUCAGGUCAGCAGUCUCCCUGGGAAGUCCCCCCCACAGCCUGAGUGCAGUGAAGUCUCCCAAGUGUCCCCCUCAAAGGUGGGGCCCAGCUACCCCCAUCCUUGCUCCCCAAAGCCUGAGUUCAGUGUGUACCCCAGGAAGCCCCUCAAGCCACAGGCCAGGACCUCCAAGAAGUCCCUCCCACAGCCUGAAUUAAGCGAGGUCCCUACCAAGCCGGAGCCCGAGCCGUGGGCACCCCACACCCUGAAGCCAGGCUCUGGUGCAUUUCCCAAGAAGGCUGUGAAGCCUGAGUUUGGUGGCCUCACUAGGACAUCCUCAGAGCCAGAGGUCAGCGUGCUUCCCAAGAGGCCUCGGCAGCCCGAGUUCAAGCCCCUUUGCAAAAAGCCGCCACCGCCUGAGCCGGUGGUCCUCCCCAGAACAUGCUCAGAGCCCGAGUUCAGUUCCCUGCCCAGGAAGUUCUCGCAGCCUGAGAACAGGAGGCCACCCCACAAGAUGGCCCAGCCGGAGGCCCAGCCUCUGCCCAAGAAGCACCCACAUUCUAAGCUUUUCCAGGGUCUCCCUAUCAAGAACCCACUUCCAGGCUCAGUGUCUGAGAGUUCACUGCCUACUGCCCUGGUGGGCACCAGUGAGCUUGGAGUCGCUGCUGGGCCACCCCAUUGGAAGUCCGAGGAAUUCAAAGGCUACCAACCACCCCCUCGGAAGCCUCUGCCCCCAACCAGCAGCCUGGGGCCCCCUCCAGCCAAGCCCCCGCUUCCCCCAGGUCCCCUGGAUGUGCAGAGCUUUCGAAGAGGCUGGGCAGCAGCCACAGGAAUGCGGAGGGCCCACUCUUCUGCAGGGACGCACUUCCAAGCCCUUCGGGCUGGGCAGUUACAGAACCCAGAUGAGAUCUACGAGAUGUAUGACCAAGUGGAACCAGACUCCAGCCCUGGCCCCAGGGGCAAAGAAGUGCCACCUACCCAGCAAGCCACCAGCAAACUACCAGCAGAUUCAGACCUCAGGGGGAUCAGGAAGACGGCCCCUCUGCCACAGCAGGUGCCUUCCAUGGACCCAAAGGUGCUGAAGCAGCUGAGGAAGGCGGAGAAGGCAGAAAGGGAGUUCCGGAAGAAGUUCAAGUUUGAGGGUGAGAUCGUGAUUCACACGAGGAUGAUGAUUGACCCGAAUGCUAAGACCCGCAGAGGUGGGGGCAAGCACCUGGGCAUCCGGCGCGGGGAGAUCCUGGAGGUCAUCGAGUACACCAGCAAGGACGAGAUGCUGUGCCGGGACCCCAAGGGCAAGUAUGGCUAUGUGCCCAGGACGGCGCUGCUGCCCCUGGAAACCGAGGUGUAUGACGAUGUGGGCUUCUGCGAUCCUCUGGAGAACCAAGCAUUUCCUAGGGAGCAGUGAGGAACAGACCUGGGUCCAGCCAGCUGCGCCCCACGACCCAGCCCAGCCUGGCAGAGGGCCACACACCACACGUGAGCCACAGAAACCUCUUGAAAGCAAGCCUCAACGUCUACCUCCCCUUCUGACUAGCACAGCCAGGGCUGUUUCUGUGGGCCCCACUCCACGCAGUUCCAAGGUUGCACCCUAUAGUUAGAAAACCCAGCAUGGGAGGGGCUGGGUAGCUGGGUCACUUCGCACUUGGCUGCCCCUGCCCCCAGGAUGGGUGAUGCCAGGGCCCCUUGGAAGUGUCGCCUUCUGUCCUCCGAAUGGCUCUGGGUCAGUCCUUCUGUGCCAGUGGAGCACAGACUGUCACACAGAGAUCAGUUCAGCCUCCACACCUGCUGGGCCUAAGAGGCUCAGAGCUGGUGCACUGCUGGGAAGCAGCCUAGAGAGGAGCCCAACAGUGUCUGUCCCCAGUCCCAGAGAGACCGGAGCGGGUCUGCACCACUCAACACAGCAGCACUCUGCUCAGUGCCGCCGCGUGUCCCUGAGGUGGCAGGCCCUUGUCUUUGGUCCCAGGGCCCACAGAUAAGCCACAACAGAGGAAAAGAUCCCUGGAGAGAGGAAGCUCGAGUGGCUCUGGCUUCCAAGUCCUCAGAUGGCCA